AUGAAGGCUCGGAGGGAUGAAGUCCGCGCUGCAAAGGCAGCAGAGAAGGACGGGAAAGCUGUGGGCAAUGCGCCGACGUCUACAUGGAAGCCGACCCGCAGCUUGCCGAGCAUUUACGCUCGCUUCGACGACCUGGGGGGCGAAGAGCUACAGUUGCUGGCAAAUCGGCUGCAAGCUGGUAAUACUAGCAGUCAGACGCAGUUGAAUCUGCGCGGGAAGUACCAUGCGCGAUACAUGAAGGAUGCGUAUCCGAUCGCAGGCUCGCAGCUGACGCUCGAGAAGCAGCGCGAGAUGGAGGUCGCCGCUAAGAAGAAGCUACUGCUUUCCGAUGCGGCUUCGCUCGCUGAGAGGAGUUCUUAUAGCUCUCAGAAGAAGGGUGGCGUCCUUAGCCUUGGCUUAGACCGUGCGCACGGACGCUCAAAGCAGGAGCAUUAUGUUGGUAAGCUCACAACACACCUGAAAGGCGAGCAGGAACAGGUGCGACGGUCGAGGGCUGAACGGCAAAUCCGGCUCUGUGAGGUGCAGCACCGUGAAGGCAUGGAGCAGUUCUGGAGGCUGAUGCAUGCAUCUCCAAAGCGUGAAGUGAUCGCCUGGUUAAAGUUCCACUCGUUCUUGGACGUUAACGUACCUGUACGUCUUGCCUUAAAGGACAACGCGAGUGAGAUUGUCGUGUAUGAAGACAGAACGUUGGGGCUGACGCCACUAAUGGCAGCUUGCCGCGCCCUGUGCGUUGAGCUCGUGCGAUGCCUGCUGGACCACGGCACAGUGGUGUGGCUUUCUACCGCUAACGGGGAUACGGCUUUGCAUUUCUUAUGGAGAAAUUGGACGCUUGGAACUACAGAUUCUGUGAAGGAUGUGGCUGCGUUGAUAUUGCGGAGCCAGCACGUUCAAGAAAUCAUUAAAGACCUGAUAGCACGAGGAUGUGAUGUCAAUGCCCAGAACGCAUUCGGGGAGACAGCACUGCAGUUUUGCUCUCGGUAUGGUCUUCACGACUGUGCGAAGUUGCUUCUAGCUAACGGUGCGGACCCCUUCAUUUGCGACCGAAAGGGAGUAUCCGCCGUGCAGUAUGCACGGGAUCAUAAUUACGAGAGUUUGUACCAAUUGCUUCUUCACUACAACACGAUUGAGCAAGUUCGCUUCAAAGAAAAAGAGCGACAGGAAACAGCUACUCUGCUCAACCGAAAACGCGGGGCGUUGGCUGCUACUUGGUCUCAAACACCGGAGCAUUUCUUCACCAAACUGAAGGUGGAGCAGGAGCGUGCAGGUCAUCUGCGGAAUCAAUACGUCGACUGCAGAGGGCAGGUGAUUGUAUGCUGUGAUGACGACGACUAACCCUGCCGGUUAGACUACGAAAACUUCAGCACUCAACAACAAACUGGCAUAAAAAUCGUCUAGAUUGUGUUAUU
Messenger RNA from Phytophthora sojae, 1406 nucleotides. RefSeq lists its product as hypothetical. The transcript has 4 exons. The record is from RefSeq and is a predicted model, not a curated record. NCBI's taxonomy places the organism in Eukaryota, Oomycota, Peronosporomycetes, Peronosporales, Peronosporaceae. The coding region runs from base 1 to 1332 and encodes 443 amino acids. Gene Ontology annotation, molecular function: protein binding.